Messenger RNA from Melanotaenia boesemani (Boeseman's rainbowfish), 1901 nucleotides. Its product is annotated as zona pellucida-like domain-containing protein 1. The transcript has 11 exons. Bases 81 to 1313 code for a protein of 410 amino acids. Gene Ontology annotation, cellular component: cell surface. Lineage: Eukaryota; Metazoa; Chordata; Actinopteri; Atheriniformes; Melanotaeniidae. The record is from RefSeq and is a predicted model, not a curated record.
GGUUACUUGUGUUCCCUCCCUGCCUCCUACACCCCAGCAGUAUAAAUGGAGCGGUUUGCUGACUGAGAGCAUGAUACAGUAUGUGGAUGUACAGGUCCCCACUGACAACAAUGAAGCUGGUCAUCCUUGUGGGACAGCUUGGCCUAAUUCUUUGGGCUAAUGCCCAGAUGCCACCUGCAUGCAUUAUUAGCGAAACAAACAGACCUCCAGACAACUCAGAUAUAACUGUAGUCUGCGGCACACAACAUGUCGACCUGUCGAUCUACAUUUGUCCAAUGUACCAAGCUCUUUACAACGAGUCACUGAUGGUUCUCAAUAAUCAGCACAGCAAAUCUGAGUGUUUUGGGACUGCUGAUUGGAGUGUCUCGCCACCAGUUUUAAAAUUUAGAUUCCCUAUAAAUGAAAGUUCCCUCUCGGUCUGUGGCAAUAACUAUAAGAUAAGCAGUAAAAUUGGAACUGGAGAGUUUGCUGAUUUCUCAAAUGUCCAGUUUGUGAACAUAUCUGGCACUGUUACAUCUUUAGACCCCUCUACGGGCAUGAUCACGUAUCGCCCGCAGAUCUUGUACAAGUUCUCCUGUAACUAUCCGAUGCAGUACCUGCUGAACAACACUAAACUUGGCGUAUCAGGUGUGAAUGUUGCCAUUAGAGACAACAACGGUAGCUUCAUCAGCACACUGAGUAUGCAGCUCUACAAAGAUGCUCAGUACCAAGAGAUUCUGACAAUUCCACAAACAGGACUGAACCUUAAAGCCAAGAUUUAUGUUGCAAUUAAAGCUACCAAUCUGACAGAGAGGUUCAACUUGCUGCUGGACAGAUGCUACGCCACAACAAGUUCAAAUCCCAUGCAAACGACCUAUUAUGACCUUUUUGUGGGGUGCACACGUGAUACACAGACUAAGGUGGACCUCAACGGGGUUUCACAGAAAGCAUACUUCUCCUUCGAGGCCUUCAGAUUUGUGGAGCACAAAAAUCUGUCCGUUUCCACCUUCUACCUGCACUGUGCCACCAGACUUUGUGAGGCAUCCACCUGUAGCUCGUUACUGCCUGUUUGUGGAGGUGUCAAAAACAGGAGAAAGAGGGAGACUGAUGAUGUGCCAACCAACGCUACAAUCACUUCUCCUCCCAUACUUGUGGGCAAACAGAGCACCGAUGCCAAACCUUUUGCAGCUUCUCAGGCUACGUCAUCUGAGAGCAGCUACAGCAGUCCCGUGGUGGCUGUAAUCGUCUGCAUUGUCCUCAUUGCUGUUUUCAUUGCUGCCCUGACUGUUUAUUUUGGGUUGCACAUAAGACGAAAAAAAAGUCUCAUGGCUUAACAUCCUCUGACUAAGAAUGGAGCCCUUUUAUUCAACAGCGAAUGUAAUACAUCAUUAACUACAACGCAUGACCAUUUUUAUAUUAGAUAAUCAUGGGAAACAAUAGAAAUGAAGCAUCAUGGUGUUGCACUUCUAGGUUUAUAAUUUCACAAACAUAGCAUCACAACACAGGGGUCUCCAGGUAUCUUGACACAAUAUGUUAUAAUCAAUACAAAUCACAGUUUGUAAACAUGGAGAUGAGGGCUUAAUACAUUCUACAGCUUAAUAACUAUAUACUGUAAUUAAAUGUUAGUUUUAUUCAUAUUCUCAGCCUCAUAUUGAGAUGUUUUGGUAAUCAGUUAGAAAUGAUCUUUCAGAUUUUCUUUUUUACUGAGGAAUGUUUUAUUCUUUUGGCUGAAAAUGUUUGUAUAAAAUAGUGAUAACUGGCUGACAUUGUCAGACCAGUUAUGUGGGAAGACUGUAUGGAUCUGGAGAUUUGUCUGCUGUACUGUUUCGCCAGUUUGAAUAAACUACCCUACCAUUACACUGAAGUACAGAAUAAAUAUAAAAAGCUAUAACUUUGUCUGGAAUCCAGGGUAUCUGUUUUAU